ACUUGGUGGCACCUUGGCACAGUGCCUGCGUCGGGGGCACAGGAGGCUCUCCUGGCGCCGGGCAGCUGCUGCUUCUGGGAACCACGUGUGCCCCGCCGGGCCCCGGAGACGCGACGCCCGGCAGAUCCUGGGGCUGGCCGCCCCCGUCCCGUCUGGUGGUCUCCUCCGCUCUGCGACGGGACUUUAGACUGGGCGUCCAAAAGUGCAGCGUCCGCGAUGCCAACUCUCGGCGGCCUCCUGGUGACUCUUGCCCUGCAGCUGGUGCGCGCGAAGGAAGACUUGUUUUUCCAAAAUAGCACCCGUGAAGCGGGAGUUCUGUCAUUUUAUGAUGUUUGGAAUCGUAGCUCCUGCCAGCCCAUGGAAAGACUGGUUAAUAUUGUAUCUGAGUACCCCGGUGAGGUGGAGCACAUGUUCAGUCCUUCCUGCGUCUCCCUAAUUCGCUGCAGUGGAUGCUGUGGAGAUGAGAACCUUCAUUGUGUCCCAACAGAGAUGACCAAUGUCACCAUGCAACUUCUAAGGAUGGCAUCAGGAGAGCAGGCAUCCUACGUGGAGAUGUCAUUUGCUGAACACAAGAAAUGUGUGUGCAGGCUUCGCCCAGAGGCUCCAAAGCCAGGAAGGAGGAAGAGGCCCAAGGGAAGAGGAAGAGGAAGCAAGAUGAAGCGAGCAAGACACAGACUGAAAGACUGAACUCUAUGUGAGUGAAUAUCGACACCAGCGUGAGAGGAAGGAGUAAUACUCUGAGUCGUGGGUAGAGAAAGAUGGCUUCUUCUAGCAAUGGCUGAUUCCAGGUUGCCAGCAAAGCUUUGUAUGGAUUAUGGGCAGCUGGUGGAUUCCAUUGCACAGAACUGAAAAAAAGAGAACCCUGUUACCUAGCUGAAAACUUUUUUUGCAAAAAAUAUUAAUAAUGCAUCCAUAUGACUUCUGUGCAUAGACAUUACCAUCCUCAUAGCUCUGAAUUAUGGCUUUGGUUUGGUUGUACACCAGCAGUUUCUCAGACCAGAUAAACAUGAUUUAUAUGACUUCUGUCGCUAGAAUAAUUUCUAAAGUGCACUUUUUCUUCAUUUUAAUUUCCAGUAAGUUGGCUAAUACCAUAAAAUACAAUCCUGGAGUGGAAAAGCUAUUAGCUCAGUGGCAGAAGCAAGCUUGAGAUAUACGAGCUCUUGACUGGCACUAAGCAAAUGAUACACAAAAGGAAUGGUCCUCAUCCAGCUAAAGAUAGUCACAUCUAAAUUCCAUUGAAAUCAAUGGGGCUUAAGUCAAUUGUGGCUGUUUUAUCCCGUUUAUUUCAAUAGGAUUUGAGCAUGACUAACUAGCUGGAUUAUGGCCAAUGUUGCAAAGAGGAAUCUUCCAUACCACAUGUUCUUGAACAUCCAAUGUGUUUACAUCCCCAGAGGCUCCUUCAGAUAUCUGGAAGAAGGAAAGUAAUCUCAGUCUUCUGAUAGAAUUCUUUGGGUCUCCAAAUGCUCAACGAUAUUUUGCAUUGUAGAUUUUUUCUAAGUACUGCUGGAAUAGUCCCUUUGAAGCUUGUCUUCCUAACAAGUUUUGCUAGCCUCAGUGUGCAACAAUUUUCAUUUUUAUAUAACAGACCUUAGAAUCAAGAUGCAAACUAUCAGGUAUGUUUACUCACAUAUAAAAAAAACAGAGGCUUUUGACCAGGACUGGAGCGAGGGAAAACUGCAUCUGGGGCAUGCGUGCAUCCUGCGCCCUUGCCAAGGCUCGCAUGCAGUGGUGAGAUUCAAAUAAUUUAACAACUGGUUGUUUACCAGCACCAUUUUAACAACUGAUUCUGCUGAAGUGGUGCGAACCUG
This is a messenger RNA of Sphaerodactylus townsendi, 1808 nucleotides long. RefSeq names its product placental growth factor (gene PGF). Lineage: Eukaryota; Metazoa; Chordata; Lepidosauria; Squamata; Sphaerodactylidae. Gene Ontology annotation, cellular component: membrane. The transcript has 6 exons. Gene Ontology annotation, molecular function: vascular endothelial growth factor receptor binding; growth factor activity; chemoattractant activity. The coding region runs from base 217 to 687 and encodes 156 amino acids. The record is from RefSeq and is a predicted model, not a curated record. Gene Ontology annotation, biological process: response to hypoxia; sprouting angiogenesis; vascular endothelial growth factor signaling pathway.